UCUCCUCCAACACCAACUCCGGUUCAAAUCCGCUACCAGCUUUAGCUGACUGCUGCAAUCACAGCGCACGCAUUUCAUUAACCGGAAGACUCCGUCUGUACGGUGCUAAAGUGCUACUUUAAGAGCUGAAUCUGACUGAAAACAGGCUGUGCCACAUCAGUUGAGUUGAACAGAAAGGACACAGAAGUACAGGGGGGAAACAAGCAGACUGGAGAGGAAGCCAAAGAAGAGAUGUGACAUCAAGUCUCAUCCAGAAGAACUCUAGUUAUGAUGGAGACACGGAUUAGUUUGCACUAACUCAAUCUAACAGCGUAUCCAAUGACCCAAUUGCGUUAUGCUUCCUCUUUACUGAUGCCGAUCACCGGCCCGAUUGGGGAGAGCGAGACUGACACACACCCCCUCCGACACGUAUCCAGUAGCCGACCUCUUCUUUUCACCUGCACGAGCCACAAUGGUACUAGUUCUGUCUGUGACAUCACCAAUGUCCACUGCUACAAACAGUACCAGUGUACCUGAUGGGCAGAAGUCUCAUAUCCUGGUCAUAGUGAUCGUUCUCUCACUGCUUGCACUCAUCGUGGCUCUGGUGGCCUGCUACUGCCUCAGGUUCAAAAGCCGACAAAAAGCUGACAUCACAGUAGUCGACAAGAAGAUACCAAAUGGCAUUCUGGAAGAACAAGAGCAGCAGACUGUGGUCUUGUUACAGAGAUCGCCCUCCACAUCCAAAACCUAUUUUCCCAUUCCUGUAGAAAACCUGGAGGAGGAGUACCGUAUCCGAUCAGCUGAUGAUGGAAAAUUAUUUAGAGAGAAGUAUAAUUCCUUACCAGUAGGAACCCCACAAGGAACGUAUGAUGAGGCAAAUAAAGAUGAGAACAAAGAUAAGAACAGAUACCCCAACAUUUUACCAUAUGAUCAUUCCAGAGUGGUGCUGACACAAGUAGAUGGAAUUCCUCACUCAGACUAUAUAAAUGCUUCGUAUAUAGAUGGCUUCAAAGACAAAAACAAAUUUAUCGCAGCACAAGGACCAAAACAGGAGACUGUUGCAGACUUUUGGAGAAUGGUCUGGGAGCAGAAAUCAGCUACAAUUGUCAUGCUGACUAACUUAAAAGAAAGAAAAGAGGACAAGUGUUAUCAGUACUGGCCUGACAAGGGCUGCUGGACGUACGGGAAUGUGCGAGUGGCUGUGGAGGACAUUACUGUGCUGGUUGACUACACAAUACGGAAAUUCUGUGUGCAGUAUCAGGCUAGUGAUGGCUCUAAAACCCCUCGUUUGGUGACACAACUGCACUUCACCAGCUGGCCAGAUUUUGGCGUGCCCUUCUCACCCAUUGGAAUGCUCAAGUUUCUCAAGAAGGUGAAACAAGUGAACCCAUCAUAUGGAGGUCCUAUCGUGGUGCAUUGUAGUGCUGGAGUUGGGAGGACGGGGACCUUCAUUGUAAUAGAUGCUAUGAUCGACAUGAUGGACACGGAGCAGAAAGUCGACAUUUUUGCGUUCGUGUCCAAAAUUCGAGAACAGAGAUCACAACUUGUACAGACGGACAUGCAGUACUCGUUCAUCUACCAGGCUUUGCUAGAGUACUACCUCUAUGGUGACACUGAACUAGAUGUGUCCUCUCUGGAGGGACACUUGCACAAACUACACAACACCUGCUCAACGAAUGACCGCCUGGGGCUUGAGGAGGAGUUUAGGAAACUGACCAACAUGAGGAUUAUGAAGGAAAACAUGAGAACAGGCAACCUGCCGGCAAAUAUGAGGAAGAACCGAGUGCUCCAGAUUAUUCCAUAUGAUUUCAACAGAGUAAUCCUGUCAAUGAGAAGAGGUCAGGAAUUCACUGACUACAUUAACGCAUCCUUUAUUGACGGCUACAGGCAAAAGGACUAUUUCAUAGCAACCCAGGGUCCUUUGUCCCAAACAGUAGAAGAUUUCUGGAGAAUGGUCUGGGAAUGGAAAUGCCAUUCCAUAGUGAUGCUGACUGAACUCCAAGAACGAGAACAGGACAAGUGCUUUCAGUACUGGCCUCUAGAAGACUCUGUGAAAUACGGAGAUUACACAGUAGAGAUCAAAGCAGAUACUCAGUGUGAUGACACCUUCAGUCUCAGAGAUCUGGUACUCACAUACAACCCGGAGAAGGAGACGCGUUUGGUCCGUCACUUCCACUUCCAUGGCUGGCCGGAGAUUGGAAUUCCAGCAGACGGGAAGGGAAUGAUUGACAUCAUCGCUGCAGUGCAGAAACAGCAGCAGCAAUCAGGCAACCACCCCAUUGUUGUACACUGCAGUGCUGGAGCGGGUCGGACCGGUACGUUUAUCGCCCUCAGUAAUAUUCUGGAACGGGUAAAGGCAGAGGGCCUGCUGGAUGUCUUUCAGACUGUGAAGAGUUUGCGUAUGCAACGGCCACACAUGGUGCAGACUGUGGAACAAUAUGACUUCUGUUACAAAGUGGUACAAGACUUUGUCGACAUUUUCUCAGACUAUGCCAAUUUUAAAUGAUCGAUCUGCCUUAAAAGAAUUUUUGUUUAGAAAAAACAGUUUAUCAGGAUUUUUUUCCCUGGAUAAAUCUGCUUCUAUUUUGCUAUGCACUUGUCCCAUAAAAGAUCAUAUAUAUCUGUAAUAUAAUGUCAUUUACUAAAGCUGCACAAUGUUUUUAACUGUAAGUACAGUCAGUGAUUUUAGGCCUUGUCUGUGUCAUCAGUGUUUUUAAAAUGAUCUUUUUGUUUAAACCUGUGUAAUUCUUAUUAAUUAAUUCUUAUUUUUUUAACCUGUGUAAAGUUUGUAAAGCUGUAUGUAUUGUACAUUUAUUUAUGUGUUUUUUUUGUUUUGCUUUCAGUCCAUUCUUACUCAUUUAAAUUUUGUUUUGUUGAUUUAGAUUUUUUUGUAUUUAUUUAGACCUAAUGUGAUACAUUAUAAUAACUUAUACCAAUGACAGUGUCAUUUUUACCUUAAGAUCUAACCAAUGCAGCCAUAAACAUGUUUAAACAAGUACAUUUAUAAUAACUCAGUGAAAGAUUUUUAUAAGAAUAAGCUUAAGAUGAUUUAAACCUAACCACCCUUAACCAUCUGCUGCCAUUUCUUGUACGAGAUGUGUAAACAGUAUUGUUAAUGGCUGUUACCUUUAUGUUGUUAAAACCAGGUAAAAGCGGCACAAAUUUUUAAAGCACACUGAUUAAUGUUUAUUAUACAAUGCCAAGGAUUACCAAUGAAAAAGA
This is a messenger RNA of Trichomycterus rosablanca, 3201 nucleotides long. RefSeq names its product protein tyrosine phosphatase receptor type Ea (gene ptprea). Bases 452 to 2485 code for a protein of 677 amino acids. Gene Ontology annotation, molecular function: protein tyrosine phosphatase activity. The record is from RefSeq and is a predicted model, not a curated record. NCBI's taxonomy places the organism in Eukaryota, Metazoa, Chordata, Actinopteri, Siluriformes, Trichomycteridae. The transcript is spliced from 22 exons. Gene Ontology annotation, biological process: protein dephosphorylation.